This is a messenger RNA of Verticillium alfalfae VaMs.102, 1464 nucleotides long. Its product is annotated as calcium/calmodulin-dependent protein kinase type 1B. Gene Ontology annotation, biological process: protein phosphorylation. The record is from RefSeq and is a predicted model, not a curated record. The transcript is spliced from 6 exons. Bases 1 to 1464 code for a protein of 487 amino acids. Gene Ontology annotation, molecular function: ATP binding; protein kinase activity. Lineage: Eukaryota; Fungi; Ascomycota; Sordariomycetes; Glomerellales; Plectosphaerellaceae.
AUGGGGUCCAAUGUGGGGGCCAACAUGCCAUCACCUUUGGUUCUCAGGUGCAGGCUACAGACCGAGUUUCUGGAUGGGUGUGUCAAACACAAGAGGAGAGUGUCUAUGUUGCACCUCACACCGCGCAGCUCGAGCCUAGAUACCGUUUUCGAGGAACUCUGGGACAUCGAGCCCACCAUUGGCCGAGGUUCUUUCGGUGUGGUCCGCUUCGAACGGCUAAGAGGACACCCAAGUGUGCGCUUCCAGUCGUCGUCACAUCGCGUGAGAGCUGUCAAAGAGAUCAGCAAAAGAAUGCCCGACGGUCACCACUGGGACUACAUGAAGGAAUUGGAGGCAAUAGCGAAGUUCUCUCAGCCAAAUUAUGCACCGUUCUUUGUAAGGACGCGUGGAUGGUUCGAAAAUGCGAAAUCCGUCUUCAUAACCAUGGAGUAUUAUCCUCUCGGAGACCUACGCAGAUUCAUGGAUUCUCAGUCGCCAUUUACCGAGAACCUGACAAGCCACAUAGUUCGCCAAUUAACACGAGGUAUCAACUAUAUGCAUGCCAGUGGCUUUGCACAUCGUGAUCUGAAGCCGGCUAAUAUUCUAGUCGCAUCGACUUCGCCAAGGUGGUCCGUACGGAUUGCUGAUUUUGGCAUCAGCAAGCAGGCUCUCGAAGGUGGGACUUAUCUUCGAACAAUGCAUAUUGGUACUUUCGGAUACAUGGCACCCGAGGUGCUGGGGUUUAACGCCCAAAACAACCCAAGUGCAGCAUAUUCGGUGACAGUGGACAUGUGGGCCAUUGGCGUGAUAGCCCUGGAGCUGCUCAUGAAGCGGCACCCGUUUCCCAACGUCUCGGACCUGGUAGGCCACGUCCAUGGCACUCGCUCGGUUCAGUAUGACGGAGUCUUUGGGGUGCACCCCUCGGACGCCUGUCGUGAUUUUAUUGGCGGCUUAUUGACACCACAUCCUGCCAUGCGACCGUCUGCCAGCGUUGCCGUGAAGCAUCCCUGGCUGAAAGAGAUCAAGGUCGAGGUUGUUGACUCCGAGGAUGACGAGCCACUUUUCGUGGAAGACUACCCUCAAGACGAAGACAUAACGAUGCGCCAUCGUGAUGGCGUCACCCCCGCCUCAUUACCAUCACUGGCCUGGUCGAAUCUACGACUGACACCGGGCGCAGCUGCACCUGCAAGUGACGCAGGAACGCUGAUGAGCACUCAGGCUGGCCUCCAGCUAGACAGGAGUGGUCUGUUGCCGAGCUUCCAAGCGCUGUCGUUAGAAACGACGAACACUGGCUGGAAGAUUCGUGGAGAGGCAAAGUCAAACACGUGCCUGUGUCGCAGCGGACACCAGGUUUCCGUGCCAUUGCAUGUUACGACGGGACAGAGAUAUCGCCCCGACUCCGCGCACCAGCUAUUGAGUGCAUUCUCGGCCGAAGAGGAGGCCGGGAUGGUCAUGGCAGGUGGAACAGUACCUGCUGCCUUGUGA